AUGAUUUUAUUAUGUAUUGGUUUUUUGAUUUUGCCAAGUCAACGUCAAAAUCCUAUAACAAAACAAAUAUUAUUACCUUUUGCUCUAAGUAUUGCUUAUUUCGAGGCUUCGCAGUUUUUCAUUAUUAAUCAGAAACAAACUCUAUGUUUAUCUGAUAGUCUCACAACUACUGUUCAUAAUAGUAGUUCGUGUAAGUUUCAAGCUAUUUUUUCACUCGGAGGCGCAUAUGCUAUGGGAUAUUGGUCGGCAAUUUUAAUGACACAUUUACAUAUGUUAUCGAUAUGGCGUUCUGAAUUUAUCAUGAGAAAUAUUUAUUAUUUUCAUGGGUUGGCUUGGUCUGCAACAUUAUUAUCAAUUAUAGUACCAUUUUUAACAAAUAAUGUUACAUUAAGAGCAAAUUGGAGAAGGUCUGAUCAAACACAAUGUACUUCUAGAACUUCGAUUUCUGAAGCACAAAGAGCUAUCAUACACGUCAAAUAUGUUAUAAACGUACAGUGGCGUGCUUUAAUGGGUGCUUUUAUGAUGUUAAUUGUUUAUGUGUUUGCUUGGAUAUUUUUCGCAUCUGGAACUCCGAGCCUUCGCAAUGAAAAUGAUAAUACUGUAAAAGAUUGGGUGAUUCAAUGGAUGAAUUGUACACAAAACCCAUCUUAUUAUGAUUAUGAAUGUAAUUCGAUUUCAAAACCUCACGUGCAACCUUACGCGUUGAUUAUGUUUGCACUGUUUUUCAAUGGUUGUAUAGGAAUAUUGAUGUUUAUAGUUUUUGCAGCAAAGAAAUCCAUAAUAUUAGAAGCUUGGAAAAUAAUAAAAGGCUAUAAAUCAAUAACAUGUUCUCAUUCUGGUGAGGAAAUCGGCUCGAUUGGAACUUCGAGUAUUAACUUUAGACGUAGCGUUGUAUCAGAAAACGUAUCUUCGUUCGAAGACGACAAAAAAUCAGUCAAGAUAACUCUCAAAGAAUGGUUUAAUAAUUUAUAUAAUAAAUAUUUAAAACGCAAUGACUUGGCUUCUAAAAAUAAAUUUAAAGAGUUAGGGAAUUCGAUUUCAAAUAACAACAACAACAAUAAUCAUGUUGGCGGUCACACUACUAUUGUAAUUGGUAAAAUUAGAGAUUUCAGCAACAUAACGGGAAGGAAAGGUAGUAUUAGUAGUGGUGUUGGUAGUGGUCAAGCAUUGGGCUAUAAUAGUUAUAAUGACAACGAAGAAAGAGCUUCUCGAAACAUUCAUAAUAAUAAUGUUAACAACAGCAUUAAAAAACCUCAUUCUCGUGAUAGUUCUUCACGAUUGAGUAUUAAAAGAAACAGACGUGACAAAUCUUCAUCUGAUUCAUUAUCAUUACACAUGUCAACUCCAGAAAUGGCAAGGGCAUCUUUUGGUUUAGGUAACAACUCUUUGUCGUCAGUUUCCUCCAUAUCAACAUCAAAUAGAAGAUCUGAUGGUAGUGACGAUGGCGACACAAAUAAUUUACCAUCAUCAUCUUCAUCAAAACAAGUUUCCAACACCAUCACUAUACCUGAUAAUGACGAUGAUACAAAAGAUCUUCAAAUUCAAGACGCUGAAAGCACAAUAACAGAAACGUUUGGAAGUGAUGAGAAGAAGGAAUGA
Entrophospora sp. SA101 is the source of this 1599-nucleotide messenger RNA. The record is from the annotation of a GenBank genome assembly. NCBI's taxonomy places the organism in Eukaryota, Fungi, Glomeromycota, Glomeromycetes, Entrophosporales, Entrophosporaceae.